Metarhizium brunneum ARSEF 3297 is the source of this 387-nucleotide messenger RNA. RefSeq lists its product as uncharacterized. NCBI's taxonomy places the organism in Eukaryota, Fungi, Ascomycota, Sordariomycetes, Hypocreales, Clavicipitaceae. The record is from RefSeq and is a predicted model, not a curated record.
AUGGCCAUUUUGACCGCCUUCCGUGUCGCGCGAGACUCCGCGGCCGUGCCAGAUGGACCUGAUGAUGAUGGUGCGGUGCUGGUCGCCAGCGGGCCGGGGAGGGUGACCAUGGUGCUCACUGCUGGGCGCUCACAAGCGAGCACGCCGACAGGGUCAUUGAGCUGCUGGGGGAGGGAUGCCGGCAAAGUCCGCGGCGGCGACGCCGGAGUCGUCGUCGACGAGGCGUACCGGGGCAAUCAAUGGGUAUGCGGACGAGGUCAUGGACUGCGCCUUUACGCCGUCAUUACCACGGCUACCAACACGUCCAUGCUGGCCUUGGCCGAGGACAAGGAGUGCUGGGGGACCAUGAGUUUGGUGAUGCCGCCGGCGAGAUGUACUACGGGUUGA